Molecule: messenger RNA, 4027 nt
Organism: Ailuropoda melanoleuca (giant panda)
Lineage: Eukaryota; Metazoa; Chordata; Mammalia; Carnivora; Ursidae
Product: KIAA2012 ortholog
Exons: 23
Coding region: 325-3867 (1180 amino acids)
Source: RefSeq, a predicted model, not a curated record
GUAACAGAGCAACAGGACCAAGGGACAACAAGGGCGCAGGCGAAGAAGAGAGAGAGGUUGCCCAGAGAGUAGACAAUCCAGAGCUUGAGGAGUCUGGGUUUGCGGUUUAUUUUUUCUCCCGACAAAGACACACACUGUCUAACCUGUGUGGCUGGUUGUUAUUAAGAAGCUGCUGUACGAAGGAAAAAUGUAUUUAAUAAAAGGACCAGUGUUUGUGGUCUUCUUGGGCUCCCUGCUGAGCUCAGGAAAUCUUGAGGUGUGACCAGUUUUCAGCCUUCAAAACCAAGAUGAACUGCCCUUGAGAAGGGCGGUCAGAAGGGAAACAUGUUCACGCUCUCUCUCCUGAGCAGGGGACAUGGGAAGUUGGUCCAGAACAAACAGAAGCUAGAAGUCUACUUUGAACCAGAGGAUUACUUGAACUGGAAGUCCCCAGAAGAUUAUGUCCUGGUCAGCAAACCACAGGAGAAAGGCAGUGCCAACCAGCACACCUGGAGCCUCUUUCUCCCUAAAACAUUCAGUACUAGGAAAGGGGCCCUGAUCCUCUACUCAGAAGGUUUAGCCAUAUCAGCAUGGCCACCAGAAGAGAGGAGAAAAGGCCCCCACCACCCCAAAGGCCACAGGAAGAGGCUGGAUCUUGAGCUGCACACGCUUCAGGACCUCAGAAAAGCCAUCCUGGCGUACGGAAGGAGACAGAGGGAACAGGACAGAGCCUGGCAACCAUACCUCCACUUCCAAAGCCAACCAGAGAGCCAGGGCCAACGGCAGAUGCAGCCUGGGUAUUCAGCCAAGAGAUACCUCCGAGGCCUCUUGCGGACAUGGCCCCCUGACACCAUGUACAGGCUCCAAUGUGCAGGGUACAUCAAGGAUUCUGUGCUGCUCCAGGACAGUCAACUUAAUGUACCAAAGAAUCUCAGGCCACAACAGGAUCUUUCAGGUGUACCCCCAAAAUACCAUCUCCUGCCUGUCUUCCCUCCAUUUUGGAUUCAACAAGGAAAAUCUUUUGAACAAGGUCAGCAGGACCUGGCUGAAGGGGAAGCCGGGGCUAGUGGACGCGUGGACGAGGGCUCCGUAGCCAAGAACGACAGCAGUCAGGGGAUUCACUUGCCACAACUCGGGAAGCAGCCAUGGCAGGAACCUAAAACCCAGGCAGAGGAAACAUCAAUAGAGAACCACCAUCGUAUACACACUUCAAAGGAGAGCCGCAAUGAAAACAUACAGCAAACCUCCCGAAGGGCCUUUGGGCAUGCUCACAUCGAUCAUUCUUGGCUCCUGAGUGACAAAUCCCACAUUACAUUCUAUGGAGGGGUCUUCCCCAAUAGAAAGGCUGAUCUUAGCGACAGACAAGGGAAUAUAAAACUCCACACGGGCAGAAGCAGCCACUUGCUAGAGGAGCCUCCUGAUGAAAGAUGUCUUUUCCCUCCUAUAGCACCUGCUACUGGCUCUGAGAAAAACACAGCUGGGCAAGUGAAGAAGAAAAAGGUGCCAAAGGCUUUGAAAUUGCCCCCUCUCUCAGAAGAACAGCCCAGAGUCCUGGACCCCCUGAGGAAUCCAUUAAAAGCCAGUGAACCUCCCGGAGAGCUCUUCAUCUUGUCAGCGGAGAUUCAGUUCCACACCCAACACCCCCCAAAAGAAAAAACACGCCGGAGAGGUGCUCCACACCCUGAGUCAGGACCAGAAACAGGAGAAAAGGCCAGGCCUUUAUGGAAACCUCCCCUGAAGCAUGCAUCCCUAGAAAAGCCAAGGGAGUUAACCGUGCGUCUCCCAAUGGACACAGGCAGGGACACGCUCUCACGUCAAGAUGAUGAUGCCCCACCCCAGAAUGUGACCCCACCAUUGUCCCUGAUUAAAGGAAGAAGAAGUCCAGAGAGCCAGAGGGGCCUGGACAGCCCCAGGACAACAAGCUGCAGCAGCUCUAUAGGCCUCCUGGAUGUGAGAAGGGCCAAGGGGGCACUCCCAGCAGAAGGACAAGAAGACUCCAGAGACCCCAUACUGGGACACUUCUUGCCAGGUCCAGAUGGAGAAAACAUCUGCCUGUCCCUCCUCGGACCUACCGAAACCAAGGAGCCUCUUUCAGGUAAAGCCUAUGAAUCUGUCAAUUCAAAUACCAGCCAUGAAAAGGAGCGGUCUAGUAUUCAACAUCCCCUAAAAGCAAACACUGAAUCCAGAACCUAUCUUCUCAUGAAUCUUAAUGAAACCUCACCUUUGACCCAAAAGCCAGAGAAGCAGGGAGCCCAGCAGUCCUUGGAGGCAGCAGCUCAGAAGACAGGAGAGCCUCAAAGUUGUAUAAAUAAAGGGCUGAUAUGUUCAAACAGAAAAGAAUUUUACACGCGCAAGCUGCACAUCGACAUGACGCCGUUCCUGAAGGAAAAUGGAGAUGAACUGGACGAUCAUGAAAAACCAGGAGGACCUGUCACAGAAAAUCAAGACACCCAAGACCAGGAGCUGAGGAGUAUGACCCUUGACCCUCUUAGUGCUUCCCUGGCUGACCACAUCCAGACCCCUGAGUCAGAUAGUGUCCAAAAGAUGGACAGAGAUUAUGAUGUACACCUUCUGCACAGGAGACUCCCAAGACACGAGUCCCCAGAGAGAUUGGGUCCUAUAGAUGUAUCUCUUCUUCCAAGAGUGACAGAAGGGAGGACUGAACCAAGACUGUUCAACCAGCAGGCUCUAGCCAACAUCAGUGAGAUAGAGUUGAUUGGCAAAGCCAAGAGAAAGAAAAGAACCAAGACAGAUAAGUCCAAGGCGUCUAAGGGGAGGAGAGAAGAAAAGGUCCACAGGGGAGCAGAGGCCGCUGUUGGAAAGUCAAAGGAAUCAAAGAUUGAAAAGAAAUCAGAGCUAAUUCUCAAAGAAAGAAAACCAAGAGCCAAAAGGAAAAGGACACAGAAGGAAAGGGAUCUGGAAAUAGCAGAGCUCAGUGGGUCUGGUGUCAUUAACUCUAAGAAAACAGAAGACACUUCAGAUAGAGGUUUCUCUCCUGCGGAAUCUCUUGUAGAGGACUCUUGGCUUUCCCACAAGUAUGACGCUCAGGAGAGCCAAGUGUCCACAGAUGGAACGUCAUCACCCGCCCAGACUAUACCCAUCACUGGAAACAUGGAAUCUAAAGAAGAAAGAAGUUAUGAGGACCCUUCCAAAGCCCUCCACGCCAAGAGGGAGCGAGAGGGAGCUUCCCGGGACAGGCUGCGAGCAGAGAGGGCUGAGAUGAGACGCGUGGAGGUGGAGAGGAAGAGACGGGAGCAGGAGGAGCAGAGGCGGCUCCUGGAGGAGCAGCUGGAGAGGGCGGAGAAGAUGAAGGAGGAGCUGGAACUGGAGCAGCGAAGCCGCGAGGAGGAGAAACGCCUGAGGAAACAGAGACUCGAGGAGGAACGGCAGCGGCAGGAGGAAGAGGAGAGGAAGCAGCAGCUUCGGUUGCAAGUGGCCCAGGAGAGAGUCCGGCAGCAGCAGGAGGAGUUCCGGAGGAAACUUCGAGAAUUGCAAAGAAAAAAGCAGCAGGAGGAAGCGGAGAGGGCUGAGGCUGAGAAGCAAAGGCAGAAGGAACUGGAAAUGCAGUUAGCAGAGGAAGAAAAGCGCCUGCUGGAAAUGGCUGAAGAAGAACGGCUGGAGUACUUGCAGAGGAAACAAGAAGCCGAAGAGAAGUCUCGGCUGGAACCAGAGGAGAGAAGGCAAAGGGAAGAGGAGGCAGCAAGGCUGGCUCUGGAGGAAGCCAUGACACAAGCACAGGAAGAAGCCAGGCAAAAAGCUGCUGUGGAGAAACAUCUUCAUUUCCAUCAAGAACUCUGUAAGGAAGCCAGUGCCCUGCAGUGGACACAGAACAUUUCCAGAUCGUGGGUCUACUCUUACUUCCAGUUCCUACAAAUACCCAGACCUUAAGGGUAGAAGAAAACUGAAAAGUUGGGAGGUGGUGACAGAAAAAGAGAAACUUCUAUAAUGAUGUCUCAUUUCAUCUGGUUCACCUCAACUCACACCUCACUUCACUCUAGGACCUCUGUUCCCGCCACUCCUCCCUACCACACACACUUUUUUUUUUUAA